Molecule: messenger RNA, 1411 nt
Organism: Hippocampus zosterae (dwarf seahorse)
Lineage: Eukaryota; Metazoa; Chordata; Actinopteri; Syngnathiformes; Syngnathidae
Product: tumor necrosis factor receptor superfamily member 12A
Exons: 5
Coding region: 308-673 (121 amino acids)
Biological process (GO): positive regulation of apoptotic process
Cellular component (GO): plasma membrane
Molecular function (GO): protein binding
Source: RefSeq, a predicted model, not a curated record
ACUGGAUAGGAAAUGACUCAUGGUGUGUGCGCGCGCGCUUGUGUGUGUGUGUGAGUGAGAGAGAAAGAGUGUUAGUGAGCGAGCGAGCGUGGGUGUGUGCUCCAGUGUGCAGCGUGUUAAAAACACGGAGCCCAGUGGUCCCGGUGAGUCACUCCGUGAUGUUCGUUUUUCCAUGCUGACGACCACCGCGAGCUCGUCGCUCUUCGCGUGAACUUUUUUUUCCCCAAGUUGUUUUUAAAUUAUUAUUAUUAUUAUUAUUAUUGUGGAAGGUGUGCGUGUCAAGCGCGCAGACGCACACCAUCGAACGAUGGACUACCACGCUUUAUGCACCAUUUGUGGAUUUUUUGUGGCGUUGCUGAGCGCCCUCCCCGGCACGUGCGCACAGAAAACAAAGUGCGGCCUCUCGGAAUUCUGGAAUUCCGACCUGGACGCGUGUGUGCCGUGCGCAUCCUGCAAGCAGUACCCCAAGACGCCGUCGUGCAACACAUGCAAGCUGGUGGAGGAGACGUCGGACGUUUGGAAGCUGGCGGCCAUCAGCAGCUUCUCGGUGCUGGCCGUGGUCCUGGUGGGCGCCGCGCUCAUCAUCGGGGUCAUGGUGCAUCGGCGCAAGUCGCACAAACUGCCUCUACGAGAACCAAUUGAAGAAACCGCAGGGCCACUUUAUCAAGCUUAAACAUUUCACAGCCUCGUCUUCCUCUGGAAACAAAACCAUGUGACCGACAGAAGCAAGCAGUGACCGCCCCUUCCCCCUUCCGCCCCCACCGAGGCCUGACCUGACCUAAGGACCUUCCGGACCGCCUACUGUGUGCUCUGACUGACUGAGCGACCGCAGGCUUUCCCCUGACAACAAAUACUUUUUUUUUUUUUAAGGACCCUUAAUUAACUGCAUAAACGGCGACAUCACGCUUUUGAGCGAUGCUCCCCCACCCCCGAAAGAAUAGAAUGAACACUUGGACCCUCACAAGUGGGCUGUUAUGUUACGUAACAGAAUGAAUGUAAGUUUGAAGAGGUCAAAGGUCGGGCUUCACACUGUCGGGGUCUGUUUGAAUGUAGCUAACGUUUAGGUGAAGCGUCCUCUCGCUCUAGUCAAUCGUGCACUGUUACUGCGGCGCCCGCCAACGCCGACCGAACCCCCCCCCCCCACACCCACCCACACUACUUUUACACUAGUUUUUCCGUCUGUCUCAACUCCAAUCAAAUCAAAUUGUGAGUCUAUCGGCGGAGGCAAGCUAUCGCCAACGACACUUCAUGUGGAAAUACUAACGACUUUUUGUUUGUUUGUUUUCCUUCCGUCUCAAGGACUAUUUGGGCCACACUGACUGGAAAGCGGGAAUGGUUUGUCAACAAAGUGUGAAAAAAGGCUCCCACUCAGCUGUUCUUGUAGGCUUUUUUUUUUUUAACGUACAGGUUA